Beta vulgaris subsp. vulgaris (sugar beet) is the source of this 1517-nucleotide messenger RNA. RefSeq names its product protein JINGUBANG. NCBI's taxonomy places the organism in Eukaryota, Viridiplantae, Streptophyta, Magnoliopsida, Caryophyllales, Amaranthaceae. The record is from RefSeq and is a predicted model, not a curated record. Gene Ontology annotation, molecular function: protein binding.
UGUCAAUGGUUCGUUGACAUUGUUCUUAUUUAACACAUCAUUGAAGUGCAUUAGCUAGGAGUUAUAAUGUUUAACCAACUUAUUGUCGAUGAUUCAAUGCAUGAUCUUGCAUGUUUAAAUCCCCCCCUCCUCCAUUGCCAGUUCCAACCCAACUUCCUCUUGCCAUGAAUUACCAAUUCAGUGACAGAAAAAACACUCUUUGUAGCUUCUUUGAAGAUGAAAUUACAGAAGAAGAUGCAUCACACAGUUUCCCUUGCCUCUCCAACUCUUCCCCUCUUUUGCAUGGCAACAAUUCCAUUAACCCUAAUAUCUCACCACCAUCAGUACAGUCUCAAACCCUUGAAUCAUCUUGGUGCCGUUCACCUUCGUUAACCCCCUCUCAUCCUUCCCUUUUCUAUUGUUGCAUAUCCUCUUUUCAUCAUGGCGGCACCAUCAGCUCCAUUAAUAUAUCUGGAAACCUAGUAUUAACUGGGUCGAGCAGCACCCGCAUCCAUGUAUGGCAAUCCCUCGACUGUCAUGUAAAAGGCUACAUCCAAACAAGCUCGGGCGAAAACCGAGCCAUGGUAGCCCAUGGUGACAUGUUCUUCACCUCGCAUAAGGAUCACAAACUUAGAAUCUGGAAUUUGAGAGCUAGUAGUGGUGACUUAAAACCUAGAAAGGUCACCACCCUACCUAGUUCUAGCCAUUUCAAUAAAUACUCCUGUAGGCCAAUUGUCCCACAAUAUAAGGACAUUAUCUCUAGCAUGGCUUAUUACCAUGUUGAACGGAUUUUAUAUACUGGUUCAUUCGACACAACUGUCAAAGCUUGGAUGUUAAAUGAGAGGAAGUGUGUUGACACUUUUACUGCUCAUGCAAACAAAAUUACUGAUAUAGUGAUUAACCAACAAAGUGGCUGCAUUUUUACUAGCUCAUUUGAUGGAACAGUAAAAAUGUGGUCAAGGCCAUAUGUGUCUCAUACUCUCGUCAAUGUCCUUAAUUUCCAAACAAACGCUAUUUAUGCUAUGACCUUAAGUGUGUCACCAUCAGAAAGCAGCAUCUUGUAUUCAGGAUCUUCCGAUGGAUGUAUAAAUUUCUGGAUGCAAUAUACUCCCCUUAAGUAUAAUCAUGGUGGGUUCAUAGAAGGGCAUCAGUUUGCUGUUCUAUGUUUAGUGGCCCUAGAGAAUUUGGUGAUCAGCGGAUCUGAGGACGCGACGAUUCGGAUUUGGAGGAGAGAUAGUGGAAGAUUUAGUCAUGAGUGUCUAGCAGUUCUUGAAGGGCAUCAAAGGCCUGUGAGAUGCUUGGCACCUUUCUUACCAAAGAAUGCGGUUGGGAUGCGUUUCUUGGUGUAUAGUGCUAGCUUGGAUCAAAUGUUUAAGGUGUGGAGAGUUAAGGUGUUGCAAGAAAUGAAGAAUUCUUCUGGAACUCACAACAAUGGAGAUGAUGAUAUGGAGGAAGGAAAUUCUUCAGGGUACGAGGCAAGAACUGUGUUGUCUCCUUCUUGGGUGGAGAAGAAGCUUCAAUGUCACAGUCUUAGCUAG